AUGGCGGUAAGGGCUGGUCAAAUUCGAGGAGCUUGUGUGGGUAGUGGAGAGUUUCGGUUGUAUCAUCUUAUUUAUGCGGACAACGUGGUUUUUGUUACGGAUUUGUCUACCGAUGCUAUCCCUAAUAUGUCGAAAGUUUUAAAAGAAUUCCAAGACAUGUCAGGGUUAAAUAUAAACAUACAUAAGUCAACUAUUUAUGGAGUGGGGGUGGAGACUGAAGUUAUCGACCAAAUUACGGAACAAGCAAGUUGUGGUAAUGGAGUUUUACUGUUUACUUAUUUGGGUCUUUCAGUGGGAUCCAAUAAGAGUAAGAUUGAAAAUUGGGAUCAUCCAGUUAGCAAGUUUGAAAAUAGAUUUUCCAAAUGGAAAGCCAAUUAUCUUUUAAUGGGUGGUCAUCUAACUUUAGUUAGAUCGGUUCUUGAUAGUCUUCCCAUUUAUCUAAUGUCCAUGUUUUAG
Molecule: messenger RNA, 456 nt
Organism: Lactuca sativa (garden lettuce)
Lineage: Eukaryota; Viridiplantae; Streptophyta; Magnoliopsida; Asterales; Asteraceae
Source: RefSeq, a predicted model, not a curated record